Messenger RNA from Puntigrus tetrazona (Sumatra barb), 4913 nucleotides. It is a transcript of the gene hmox2a, whose product is annotated as heme oxygenase 2a. The record is from RefSeq and is a predicted model, not a curated record. NCBI's taxonomy places the organism in Eukaryota, Metazoa, Chordata, Actinopteri, Cypriniformes, Cyprinidae. Gene Ontology annotation, molecular function: heme binding; heme oxygenase (decyclizing) activity. The coding region runs from base 134 to 1066 and encodes 310 amino acids. Gene Ontology annotation, biological process: heme oxidation; heme catabolic process; response to oxidative stress. The transcript has 6 exons.
GUUUGGAGGCGGGUCCAGUUCUGUAAACACUUACACAACGUGAUGUGAAAAACAGUAAACGCCGCAGACUAGACGUCUCGUCUUCAAGACUUGCCUUUAUUUAUCAAGCAGAGGAGAUCACAGGCAGUUCACGAUGGCUGCAGAUUCAGCAGUUCCUAACGGAGGAGAAAACCUCCUCACCGAGAGCGACGAUGAUAUCCUCAGUCCUGAUGACCUGUCUGAAGUGUUGGCGGCUGGAACCAAGGAGUCUCACGACAAAGCAGAGAACUCGCCGUUUGUCAAGGACUUCCUGAGGGGCCGAAUCAAACGAGAGCUUUUCAAGCUUGGCACGGCUGCCCUGUACUACGUUUAUUCCGCCAUCGAGGAAGAGAUCGAGAAGAACAAGGACCACCCCAUGUUUGCCCCGCUAUAUUUCCCUUCUGAGCUUCACCGGCGAGACGCCUUGGCCAAAGAUCUGGAGUAUCUCUACGGUGAAGACUGGGAGAGAAAGAUCUCCUGCUCAGCAGCCACAAAGCCCUACGUGGACCGCAUUUAUGAGGUGGGUCGAGACGACCCGGUUCUCUUGGUCGCACAUGCUUGGACCCGCUAUAUGGGCGACCUGUCAGGAGGGCAGAUUCUGAAGAAAGUGGCUCAGCGGGCUCUAAAACUGCCCCCCACUGGCGAAGGAGUGAACUUCUACCAUUUCGAAGGCAUCCACAACCCCGCGGCCUUCAAGAGGCUGUACCGCAGUCGGAUGAACGAGCUGGAAGUGGAUACAGAGACCAAGAAGAAGCUGCUAGACGAAGCCAACCUGGCAUUUAAACACAAUUUGGAAGUAUUCACAGAGUUACAGGAGAUCGGGAAAGAUGUAAAAGAGGAAGUGCAGGACAUUGGUUUUCAUGCACAUGGUGAUAUGAGUGGAGACAUCAGUAAAUGCCCCUACUAUGCAGCCAAGAUGGCGGUGAGUGGAAACACGGCCUACGCAUGCAAUUUUGCCAAGAUGCUGCUUCGACAGCCCACAGUACAGGUGAUCCUGGCCACAUGGGUCGCUGCUGUCGCCGGAUUGGCUGCUUGGUACCUCAUGUGAUCGCCUUUAUCGAGUCAGCCAAUCAGAAACGAAGACGGAAACAGGCGGGAUUCAAAGUGGAAGUAAAAUCUAAUAUCCGCGUUAAAUAGGAUGAUUUUAAAGGAUGUGUGACAUUGCUGCUUUCAAAUGAGCGUAAGCAUGCUUUUAAGGGCACCGGAGCGGCUUAAAAUGAAAAUAUCAAAGCAAGAAGUGUAUCUUUGACCAUUUGUGAUUGCAGUUGCACAUCGUAAUACAUAUUUUCAUGGAAAAUAUAUUCAGGUACUUCACUGUGAUGCACCGAAUAGUUAAUUUUAUGUUCGUGUUUUACUAAAGCGCAGAAAGCCAAAGGGGAGUAGUUUGUCUUUAACUCACCGUAUCACUAAAAUAUUCCCAUAUUGCACAAAAUUAGCUGGUGUUAUAAUAUUUCUUUAACUUAUCCUAAACCAUGUAAAUAAUAUAAAGUACACACUGUGGCUUUAUAACCAUAAAACAAACAUGGACAUUUUGCAUUUUGCGUUGGAGAUCAACCAAUCAAAACAAAUACAUAUUUGUUCAUGUAUGAAGAGUUUUUGCAUAACAUAAAAAAAUAAAAACACAGUUAUGCAUUUAUUGCGUUAGCUGUAUUUUUAGUUAUUGUUUAACCUAAACUGAUCAAUUGGAACGCACAAUUAAUUUUUUUUUUUUUUUAAGUUACAUAUUUUUGCAAAUGAACUAUUUAAGUAUAUAUUGAUUGUACGGAGAUGAACGACUUUUACCCUCUCAAAAGAAGGGUUUUACUUUUGUGGCUAUUUUUUUAGCGAUGUUACAUUCAACAGGGAAGCUCAAAGCUUACAUUUAUUUUUCCAAAAAACAUUUAUCAUCGAAGCACCUUGUUGGAGCUUGAUCUGUUUGGCAAAAGCAACCGUUUUGCUACCUUUCGCUUCAGAGUUGCUCGGUCUUAAUGUGAAUAUCGUGUCCCAUUUUUCUGCGUACAGAUUCCUGAAAACUAUAUUCGUGUCUCUUAGGGCUUUCCUAUAUGUUUCAUACGAACACUGCGUCGAACUUUUGUCUUUGUAGUCUUUAUACAACGUCGUAACAGUCACGGUGCUUGGUAAAUACCGUUUCCCUUUGGCUUGUUCACAUUUGCAGUCACUGACGGCUGGAUUGAACGAUUCGAUGUGUUUGGAAAUCGGAGAAACGUCUUUUUUGUUGGAAGGUGGGUGUCGCCCUCUGCGGUCCGGAGGAGGGACAGCGCCGGAUGCGUUGCCAGUCGCUCUGAAAAUCACGCAGUCGUUUUUUGGGUGGUAUCCCAGUGUGGUCAGGUAAAAGGUUCUGCAAACUUUUUGAGGUUUCCCGAGACCGUUAUUUAGAUGAUACUGAUAAGCCUUCUUCUGUCUGUUGGGACGUCCCCUCAUUGUACGUGUUUGCGAAGAUUGGGUGACUGAGUGAAAUACAAAAGCCCAUUUGUCGUUGCGUGACAUGCCCUGAUAAGCGUCGAAUAUUUCCUUUCUUCGAGCGCGCAGGAUCUUCUUCGUACACUUCUUUCCACAUGUAGGUCUACAGGGUUUGCCCAUCUUCGGUGCCCGUUUCUUUUUUUAUUUGUACGGGACAGGAUUCUUCAUCCUCUUCACCCCCACCGCAUGUUUCCUGUUUAACAGAAUUAACUUUAAAUUCGCUGAGCACCCACUGAUACGAACAAUAUUGAUAUCAGACACACCGUUUCAUUUAAAACAGUAACUACAGUAAGACUUGUAAGAUUGAAGUAGGCAACUGAGACCGUUACCUACCACUUCUACUUGUGUUUCCGGACGAGGCAUAAGUUCACUUUCCGGAGAAGUUAAUGACCCUGAAUCUUCAACAGGACAUUGUUCCGGACAUGAAUGGUCAGCCUCCGCGAUCUCAGACGCGUUGUUUGCUUUGAGAUCUUGCACCAUACUCAUAAUCUUCCUCUGCUGCUCCAUAAGAAUUUCUUGUUUAGUUAAUAUAUCACGGAGAAGUGCUGAAACAAACAGAAAAUCGCAAAGUUCACCUACAGUCUGGGCUGUUUUGGUUUUUCCGCGAUUCGGAUACGCAAGCUUGCGAUUCAAUAAACAUUGAUUAUCUUGGAAAUUUCAGGUACAGCGAAUUUGUGAUAUGAAAUUUGAAAAGGAAGACGUUUAGUAAAAGGCGGAUUCGAACUCGGGUCGAUUGCGUCAAAAAGACCAAAGCUCUGAUUUUUACAAAAUAUGCCACUGGUACUGUUUUUUUUAAUCACCUUUUGUAAUGUUGACUCUCCCAAUCACACGUCGGUGGGCGGAGUUAGUGUAAUUAUCUUCAGCCAAUAUUGUGGGCUACUAUUAAUUAACGUAAACGGACAUUCUGGUUUAAGAUGUAAACAUUUAAAUGGUGGCUCUAAUAAAAUCUUGACAGAUUUAUUCACACUACAUACAUUAGAGGUUGAACGGCAAAAAUGAUGAAUGUCAUAUAGUUACAAAAUGGUACUCUCCAGCAGACGCAUGAGUUCAUGGUCACUGAAUGUUUCUUCUGAAGGAAAUGUGAUGUUACGUGACAUUGCUGCAUGCUGUUAUAUUGCCGUACUUGCACACUAGCAGUGACUAUAAGUUAGAAAACGUGAAUGGGUCUUACAGGCUAUGAAUGGGUCACAGCUUGAGGGAAUCUGUUGGGAAAUCUGAUGAGGAAAUUAUUUUCGUGCCAUUUAGAGGCAGGACUCGUCUCCAACAAGGAUGGUCUUGAAGUUUCCGCAGACUGUGUCACACCCAGGGACUGAUUUUGACUUUGUCUGAGAAGACUUGGUUGCAGAUUGUUAGAAGCUGAACAAACUCGUCUGGACAGUGGCUGUAUUUGAGUGGCUUGUGGCAAAUUUUUUUUAGGGUUGUUUUAGCCUCCUCAUCAGGGUCAUGAUCGUCCAGCAUGGUCGUCUGACAUGCUUCACUAUAGUUAUCUAUGAAAAGCAGAAUUUAACUCAUCAGAGCAAUCCAAGAAGUUACUUUUUAAAUAAACACAAUGUGUUCAGGAAGGCUUCGUACGUACUCGCAGUAUACGUAAUUUUUACUUUAUAUGCAGACCGCGACUCCUGGGGUGGCUCCAAGCGCUUGGCUGCCCUCUGAACUCUUUCCCCCUUGUAUGGAGGCCAUAAACACAUACCAUCCAUCACCCAGAUCGCAGGCACAACCUCCACUUCUUCAGUGUCAACAAAGCUGACGAUGAAGUACGUGAUUUCUGGAAGCAAAACACAAAUGUCGAUUGACAACAUACUGAGACAAAAAAAAAAAAGAUAAUACAAAGGCAAAUGCAUAAAAUCAAUCGGGGGUCUUAGAUGUCAUACUUAAUAGGCAAAGCAAGUUUAUUUAUAUAGCACAUUUUAUACACAGUGGUAAUUGAAAGUGCUUUGGGGAAGUAAAACAGUCAUUCACAACAAUAAAAGCUGAAUUUUUCUUGAUGGGGUUAUAGUCGUUUGGAGAUAAGGCUAGGAUUGCAAGAACUGAGCCUUGUGGGACUCUGCACGUCACAUAAUAACCUCUCCCUUCGAAGUAAGACAGUGUACAUUGUGUCCAAGAUUAACUCAAAAUUUCCUAUUCUGGGAAAAAUUAAAACACUCUUCAUUUUAAAUGCUCAAAAAGAUAUCUGGAUUUUAGGUGUAUUAAGUGAAAUCACAAGCACCGAACCCAUUCAAUCAAUCCUAUAGUGCACACCAUGAACUAGCCUAGCCAUCCCUAUUUUGUUUUCGGCUAGAGGUGAAUUAAGUGGUGAUCUUCAUCCAGUCUUGCUUAGAAGACUCACCAGUCCUUUAAAAUGCAUGAAUCUAAGGGAAAAUCAUGCGGUGGUUAAAGUAAACGGCUGACUGUGCACACCUGUCACAUCCAGAAUAAACAUUAUGAGAUUUCAUGCA